AAAGUGCUGCUGAUAAAGGGAAAGGAGCUAGCUCCAGAUCCUUGCGCCUGAUAGUGUGUGACAGGCACAGAGACAGGGAUCGAGUCAGGAGCACAGUUAUCACCCUGCGCAAAGACUGGGAGAGGGAGACACAGAGAAACGUGUGGUAACCAAACAGCAGGGUGCAAUUAGAAAGCAACGAGUCCUUCAUUCUCUUCUCGUAGACACCAGGGAACAAUAUGGAUCUUCCCCAAGGCACUCAGGUUUCAUCUAAUUGCUCAGAGAGAGGCUCUUUCUAAACCCACCUGUGCUGCUUCCAGAUAGGAGAAGAGUUCUUGCUCUAUUUGGAAAUCCCAGAGAUGUGAUCACAAAGUCUUGUGCACUGUGCAGGGAAGAGCAUCCUUGGCACUUAGGGAGUGAAUGGUGUGUGUGCAUCUCCGCUCGAGGCACUGGUAGCCUUAGAUACUUGGAUUACUAGGAGAUCAGUGCCACCUGUAACUCAGAGGGCAGAGUAAGUAGUGCAGUUACUUUCAGAAGAAACGUAAGGUUUGCCUGGCUCUGUUCUUAACCUCCCUCUUUCUACAAUAAAAUGGAGAGUGGAAGAUUAUCCAGCACACAACAGGCGCUGAUCCGGGAGAGCUGGCAGAAAGUGAGUAGCAACCUCCUGCAGCAUGGCAUCGUCUUGUUUACCAGGUUGUUUGAUCUGGACCCUGACUUGUUGCCCCUCUUCCAGUACAAUUGCAAAAAGUUCUCCAGCCCUCAGGAGUGCCUCUCAUCGCCCGAGUUCCUGGAUCACAUUAGGAAGGUGAUGCUGGUGAUAGAUGCUGCUGUGACCCACCUGGAGAACUUGUCCUCUCUGGAAGAAUAUCUCUCCAACUUGGGCAAGAAACACCAGACAGUUGGUGUGAAGGUGGAUUCUUUCUCGGCAGUGGGAGAGUCCUUGCUGUUCAUGCUGGAGAAAUGCCUCGGUACUGCCUUCAGCCCGGACGUACGAGAGGCUUGGACCAGGCUGUAUGGUUCCGUGGUGAAAGCCAUGAGCAGUGGCUGGGAUGCACGUAAAGAGGGGGAAUAGACCUAGCAAGUUUGGGCUCUGGCUUUCCUGUUCCUAACCCAGCAGCAGCUCCGAGGAGAGCAUUGACUCUCCUUUCCAACCACACCUAUUCCAGGGCCAUCUCGGUAGCCCUCUCUGUCUUGCUUUGAUAUUACCCACAUCUCUGCCUCUGACGACGAUCCCCCCUUAAUUACAAUGAGCCCUUGCAUCCACUUCCAGGGGGCAGGGUAGAGCUGGGCUCAGCACACAGAGAUGGAAUGAGCUUGUCACAAACUGAAGCUGCCUUCCCUCAAAUUCCAAUAAGUUUGUCUCUCCACCUAAAUAUUCUCCUGGAGUCAUUGCAGGUUGGUUAAUCCUUGCUCUUUAUUCCCUCUGCAUUUGCCCUAGAAUAGAUCCCAGGCCCUUCCUCAUGUAAGGUUAAUCACAGCUGUGUGUAUUUCCUAGGGAGAGGCUGAGCAGUGUAGCUUUUUGAAGGUGGAACUGGGUUAAUCCCAGUGUAAGGCGGCUCUUACCAGGUCUGAGCUGCUAGCUGGCUGCAUUUGGAGUGAGUUGGCUGGCUGAUUUAACCUGAAAGCCAGCUGAAAUGCAGCAGCUAUCAGUGCUUUUUAAAAUGUCUUCCCCUAAAGUCAAUUACAUAAAGUAAGUACAAAUACAGACUUUGUAUUAGAAUUAAAGUGACAGAUGCAGCUUUCUCCUGGGAGCAGCUUCCAAAAAUCAUCCUGGUUCUUGGCCAAAGAGAAUAUAGCUGGAAUUCUUCCCAUUUACUGAUCAUUUACAUAUUUAUAGCUUCCUGGGCCCUUAGGGAGAACUCCUACCCAUCACUGAAAUGCAGCCACUCCUGGGGUGGAAUAAGACACCUGAUUAACAGCAUACAACAAUGCUGUGCCCCACUUUAGGACAGGAAUUGAGUAAGAACCAAUAUCCAAUUGAAAAUAUGGGAGGAAUGUUCAGGAGGUAGAAUAAUUGCUUUAAUUGGAAUUUGACCUGAACCCCCGGAAUAAGAUCCUGACUCCUGUGAAAAGUGUCCCAUGGGAUUUUAAAUGACCCCAUGUGGCUAGGAACUCGGUUGUAUGUCUUAUCUGAGACAUUGCUCCUCCAGAAGUACAGCGCACCCUGUUUGGGGUGUUGGUACAGACUGAGGGAAGAGCACAUCCUACUGAACGUCCAGCACUGCUUCCUACAGGACCUGGAUUUUCCAUGCAGAUCUCUCAUCCGAGCACGGAGUAGGUACGACUCACUGUUAUGUUAAUGUAACUGCUACCCAGUGCCCUCGUGACCCUCACCUUGUAACAAGAGCUCACGUCUGUGGUUUUGGAGCAGCUCUGUGCCAGUCGGCCAGUUAGAGAAUCCUCAGUUGCAUAUUCUAGGGAGGCUAGUAUGGGUGUCCUGGAUAUGAAAUGCUCACUGAGUUCACUGCAUCUCUGAUGGCUGCAGCUUCCUUUUAUCCAGAGGGAUCCUCCUCUUCUCUCCUUAUAGGUUUUUGGGCUCCACUCUUCUUUCCCUCUUCUGCAGGCUCUGACUACGGCACCAGAUCUUCCCCCUUACUACUCUCUCUCUAUGUAAGCCAAGCUGGGUGGAUGUGGUAGCUCUCCUCUAACCUGCAACUCCUGGCUAGUUAGGGAGGGGGAAGCUGGCCCUGGAUCCAGGAGACCAGUGCUGGCUGUGCCUGUAUAUCCCAGGAAGGGAGAGUUAGGUGCUCCCCUGUGGAGUUUUGAAAGGUGAUCAGUGCAUAUCCAAUACCUUCUCUGCUGCUGUAAACCUAUGAGGUCAAAGACUUGUUUGUGCGUGCUGUGGCUGGGUGGGCAGCUGCGUGUGAUGAAUAGAUGUGUGUGGGUAUGAACGACCCCCUGACCAGCUUUCAUAGUCCCUCAAGCUCACCUGCUCUCUGCCAUGUUUUGUGUAAUUCCUAAGAGAAAUAAAGCAGCUGUUUGUGUAUG
Molecule: messenger RNA, 2967 nt
Organism: Chrysemys picta bellii (western painted turtle)
Lineage: Eukaryota; Metazoa; Chordata; Testudines; Emydidae
Gene: NGB
Product: neuroglobin
Biological process (GO): oxygen transport; response to hypoxia
Molecular function (GO): heme binding; oxygen carrier activity; oxygen binding
Source: RefSeq, a predicted model, not a curated record